Molecule: messenger RNA, 1080 nt
Organism: Laccaria bicolor S238N-H82
Lineage: Eukaryota; Fungi; Basidiomycota; Agaricomycetes; Agaricales; Hydnangiaceae
Product: ornithine carbamoyltransferase
Exons: 5
Coding region: 1-1080 (359 amino acids)
Biological process (GO): L-citrulline biosynthetic process
Cellular component (GO): mitochondrion
Molecular function (GO): ornithine carbamoyltransferase activity; amino acid binding
Source: RefSeq, a predicted model, not a curated record
AUGUCGAACGUAGCACUCACAAAAGUCCCGCAUCUCAUGACCCUCGCGGACCUCUCUGUCCCUCAAAUAAACCGUAUACUAGCCCAUUCACAUCAUCUCAAGCAGCAGUCGACACCAUGGCUUCUUCCUCACGGAACCAUCUCGCGAAAUAAAGCCUCCAAACUUCGAUUGCCACCUCAAUCGCUGUUCAAUAAAACUAUUGCGCUUAUCUUUUCGAAGCGGAGCACUAGGACUCGUAUUGCUGCUGAGACGAGCGCUGAACUCCUAGGUGGACGGGCGCUUUUUUUGGGCAGGGAGGAUAUCCAGCUUGGCGUGAAUGAGUCGUAUAGGGACACGGCUCGCGUCAUUGGUGGGAUGACACAGGGUAUUUUUGCCCGUGUUGGAGACCAUUCAGAGAUUGAGGAACUAGCAAAAUACUCCCCCGUCCCAGUACUCAACGCCCUCUCCUCACUAUGGCACCCCUCCCAAGUCCUCGCGGAUCUUAUGACCCUGCAAGAAAACAAGGCCUUCUUCCGACCACUUGUCGAAAAAGACAAACCACCCGCCGCAACACCCGAACUCGACCGCCCAUUAACCAUAACGUACGUCGGGGACUCGGCGAACGUGUUGCACGAUAUGCUCGUCACGUACCCGCGGCUGGGACACCAUCUCCGCGUAGCCAGCCCGCUACAAUACCGCGCCCCAAAAGAGGUGUGGGAUCGUGUGGUGGAACUGGGGUGUGAUAAAGAUAUUUGGUGGGGUGAGGACCCGCGAGAGGCGGUUCAUGGUGCAGAUGUGGUGGUCACCGAUACUUGGAUUUCGAUGGGCCAAGAAGCGGAGAAGGCGGAGAGGCUGCAGGCGUUCCAAGGGUAUCAGGUCACGGAAGAGCUUUGCCGAGAAGGCGGCGCUCAUCCCGACUGGAAAUUCUUGCAUUGUCUUCCUCGAAAACCGGAUGAGGUUGACGAUGAGGUUUUCUAUGGCCCUCGAUCAUUGGUCUACGAGGAAGCCGAUAAUAGGAAAUGGACAAUUAUGGCUCUGUUCGAUAUGCUCUUUGGGAAGUGGAACCUCCUUGAGGAGCAGCCCGAGAGCCACAAGUAUUGA